This is a messenger RNA of Colletotrichum higginsianum IMI 349063, 1428 nucleotides long. Its product is annotated as Calcium/calmodulin-dependent protein kinase type 1B. The record is from RefSeq and is a predicted model, not a curated record. Gene Ontology annotation, molecular function: protein binding. The coding region runs from base 1 to 1428 and encodes 475 amino acids. NCBI's taxonomy places the organism in Eukaryota, Fungi, Ascomycota, Sordariomycetes, Glomerellales, Glomerellaceae. The transcript has 2 exons.
AUGACAACGGAAGCUGACCUGGCCACUGCCGCCGACCCGCGGACCCGCCGGCCCAAGACAGUUAUGUACGCCGAGCUGAUGAAGCCCGACGAAGACUGGCGGAACCUCCCGGACACCGCGGAGCGAAGGAAGAUCCAAAACCGUCUUGCCCAGCGGGCCUAUCGUGAGAUAAUACCCAUCCGCCUCCGCUUUUUGACAUUGGUCGCCAUUGUGCACACGAUAUCAGAACUGACCGGUCAAGCAACAACAGGUAGAAACAUGCGUGACAAGACAAAGGAAGUCGAGCUACUGAGGAAGCAACUGCAGGAGCUUCAAGAAACGGAGCAGCAUCAAGAGGAGCAGUCAUCAGCCUCGACGUUGUUGGUUCGGGAUGGGGCAAAUAGCAGCAGCAGCAGCAGUAGCAGCAGCGGCAAGAUAAGAGAGGGCGAGGCAGCACAGGCAGACAAGGCCUGGUCCCGGCAGUCAGAACGCCACAGAAGUGGAUUCAAGCCCGCUCCCGUGAACGACGACCCGGUGCCAUUCGACGACUUGAACACGUCUCCCACCAUGUCGGAAACGGAAGACUUUGGGUUCUAUCCCGCACCGGGCAACUUCGGUUCAGAACAUCACAAGAGGCGCCAGCAGGUGCAUCAUCAUCAACAACAACAACAACAACUGCGGCACACCACCCACCACGCGGACGGCGGUGAUGUGCCGGGCCCCCCGUCGAGACAAUCGAGGAAAGACGCCGGUUGGCCCCAUGAUCCCUCCGUGAUUAUCAGCCGCCGGGACUCCGGGUCCACCCACGGCCGGCACACUCCGGGCCCGGGCUUCGACAGACCCGAUUUCUUCCAUCUCUUGCAUCCGAACAACACAGAACUGCACUCCCCUCUCGGGUCCAGCCUGGCGGCGUCGACAAUCAGCCAUCUCGAUAGAGACCUGGAGAUGCCCCCGGGAUGGUACCCCUACGCCGGCUCUCUAUCACCGUCAAAAUCCGUCAGGAAGCAAUCCUUCCCGGGUCUCGCUCUCAGCUACGACCUCAACCAGGCGGAGAGCCGCCAGGGAACACAAUCGCCGCCGCCACCGCCGCCACCACCGCCACCACCCUCGACACUGCCGCAGCCCACUCCAUGUGCUUCACAACCAUCCGCUGCCAGUCCACAGCCUCUUCUUCCCAAGCCCACUGUGCCGCUCCUGCACCUGUCCAUCGCCUCGGGCCAGCUCGACACGCUGCGCCUGCUGCUGCAGCGCCAGGACAUAGCCAUAAACUGCAGAGACGGCUCCGGGUUCACCCCGCUGCAGCGGGCAGUGAUGCUGGGUCGCACCGACAUGGUUGCCCUGCUGCUGGAGCACGGCGCAGACUUGAGUAACGGGAUCCAAGAAGGGCAGCACUUGGAUGUCGCCGCGGGGUCGAGGUCCGAGACUGACUAUGCAAUGUACACUUCUUGA